This is a messenger RNA of Saccharomyces eubayanus, 2172 nucleotides long. RefSeq names its product putative serine/threonine protein kinase KIN82 (gene KIN82). Gene Ontology annotation, biological process: protein phosphorylation. Gene Ontology annotation, molecular function: ATP binding; protein serine/threonine kinase activity. Lineage: Eukaryota; Fungi; Ascomycota; Saccharomycetes; Saccharomycetales; Saccharomycetaceae. The coding region runs from base 1 to 2172 and encodes 723 amino acids. The transcript has a single exon. The record is from RefSeq and is a predicted model, not a curated record. Gene Ontology annotation, cellular component: plasma membrane; nucleus; cytoplasm.
AUGACUCAACAAGAACCCCGUUCCCACCCACAACGGUUAUUGAAGGGGAGGAGUAUGUCGCUCCCCAAAAUAUUUGCUCGUAAUUUGAGAUCUCUUCAAAGCAAUACACCUGCUGGUAAUGCUGGGAAUUACAGCUGCUCAAAUUCCAAUGCUAGCUCUGUGCCCAUCAGCUCAAGCUCACACACUAGUAUGACUUCAAGUGAAAACAAAGAUGAUCUUCCAAUACCCUCUUCCCCGAAUGCAGAAUGUAAUGACGGCUGGCCAAGUGCUAAAUUUAACAAGUUUAAAUCGAUGUUUCAAUACAACAGAUCAAAAACUAAUGAUAUUUCAUAUGAACCGGCCUCAGAAAAGGAUCUGCUGAAGGACGGUUAUCAAUCAAGGUCCUCUGUGGAGCAACAGCAUAUUUCCACCAAUAGCGAGACCGAUGCUCCUAAUAAGACCAAUGCGACGCUUACGCUUAAUGACACGAUAGAAUCAAUGUCCACCUUUAUCUCUGACUGCUCUUCCCCGGAUAUGGACCUAUUUCACUUUGAUAUGCCCACAGACCCGUCAUCUUUUCACACUCCUACUUCUCCCAGUUAUAUCGCGAAGGAUAGUAGGAACUUGAGUAACGGUUCAUUGAACGAUAUAAAUGAAAACGAAGAGCUGCAGCACUUUCAUAAAAGCUCCAGUGAAAACUGCAAUCUCUCUCCAUUGGCCCACUCCUCCCUAUCGAACUCACCAACUACAAAACUGGCGGGGAAUAAAGGAAGCAAAAGGGUCACUGAACCUAGGGAAAUCACACCACGACUAAGAAGGGCUUCUUCUGAGCCUUUAAAUACUGCCAAAAUUGAGCUUGAGCGGGAGAGUUGCGUCGUUUUAAAGCAGCCUCCAAAUCUGCGGGAUAUCAUAGAACCAAAAAGAUCUCGUCGCCUAAGAACCAAAUCGUUUAGUAAUAAAUUCCAAGAUAUUACUGUGGAACCCCGGUCUUUUGAAAAAAUUAAACUACUAGGCCAAGGUGACGUCGGUAAAGUGUACCUAGUAAGGGAACUGGAUACUAAUCGAAUCUUCGCCUUGAAAGUUCUAAGUAAGCAUGAAAUGAUCAAAAGGAAAAAAAUCAAACGUGUUCUUACGGAACAAGAAAUCCUCGCUACAAGUGACCAUCCAUUUAUUGUGACUUUGUAUCAUUCUUUUCAAACCGAGGAUUAUUUGUAUCUCUGUAUGGAAUACUGCAUGGGAGGUGAAUUUUUCAGAGCUUUGCAGACAAGAAAGAGUAAACGUAUUACCGAAGAGGAUGCCAGAUUUUACGCUAGCGAAGUAGUGGCAGCCUUGGAAUAUUUACACCUGCUGGGGUUUAUAUAUAGAGAUUUGAAACCUGAGAAUAUCCUGCUACAUCAAUCCGGUCAUGUCAUGCUUUCUGAUUUUGAUUUGUCUAUUCAGGCAACGGGAUCAAAAAAUCCUACUAUGAGAGGCUCGGCAUAUCUAGAUACAAAGAUCUGUUCAGAAGGAUUUAGAACCAAUUCGUUCGUUGGUACUGAAGAGUAUCUAGCACCUGAAGUAAUCAGAGGCAAUGGUCACACGGCGGCGGUAGAUUGGUGGACUUUAGGAAUACUAGUUUAUGAGAUGCUAUUUGGCUGCACUCCAUUCAAAGCAGAUAAUUCAAAUGAAACCUUUUCUAACAUAUUAACCAUGGAUGUUAAAUUUCCACACGAUAAAGACGUUUCAAAACAGUGUAAAGAUUUGAUUAAAAAGUUACUAAAAAAAAACGAAUCCAAAAGACUCGGCUCCAAGUUAGGUGCCACAGACAUUAAAAGGCAUCCCUUUUUCAAGAGAGUUCAAUGGUCGUUCUUAAGAAAUCAAGAUCCUCCUUUGAUUCCUGCACUAAAUGAUAAUGGCUGCGAACUUCCUCUUAUAUUAACUUCAAAUGAUAAUUCCAAGAAUAAUAUAGUGAGUAAACAGGAAACCCAAAUGUUUUGUGAAAAUGUUGCGAAUGAUGACGAUAUUGAAGAAACUGAUCCAUUCCAUGAUUUCAAUUCCAUGAGUUUAACCAAGAAAGAUGGUAGCAUCUUGACUUAUUCGGAGGGUCAUACCUAUGGCAAAGUUCUAUACAAAGCAAAUUGUGCAAGAUCAAGAAAUAAUAGUAGCUCCCAUAAAAAUUUCUUCAAAGACAUGAUGCCGGGAGCCGUAAAAUGA